Molecule: messenger RNA, 1490 nt
Organism: Triticum urartu
Lineage: Eukaryota; Viridiplantae; Streptophyta; Magnoliopsida; Poales; Poaceae
Source: RefSeq, a predicted model, not a curated record
CCACCUCACUCAUCUCACUCACUCAUUCCUCCAGCAAGCUUCAUCUCCACCUUCGGCUGCGAUCUUUUUGUAGAUCGUUCGAGAUGACGGUGGCGGUGUGCCAUGUCAUGCCGGCGCUGGACGUCCCUCCUCCUCACACUCGCACUCGCAUGCCGGCGCUGGACGUCCCUCCUCCUCACACUCGCACUCGCAUGCCGGUGCCGAUGCCACCGUCGCAGCAGCUGGACAUGUGGAGCGCCAUCCAGGCCCCGGCCGACGACGACUGCGCCACCAAGGCCCCGCCCACGCCGGCCAAGGCCAAGGCGACCUACCCGAUGGCGACGGUGCGGCGGUCCAUGAGCCACGAGAGCCUCGGCCUCUGCACCGAGAGCCUCGGCUGCGAGACCGGCACCCGCGGCGACUUUCUCGACCUGGCAUCCCUCCUCUACGCGCCGCCGACUUCCCACCAUACCGACGAUACCGUCGCCGCCGACUUCGUCUCGCCGCCGGCAUUGCAAGAAGGCGAAGAGGAGGAGGAGGAGCUGACGCUGAAGGCGGUGCAGUACCACCGCGCGCGGCCUCAGCGCGCGUUCCCGCCGCCGCUGCCGUCCAUGUCGCGUCGGCGCGGCGACGAUGCCGGGCCGUGCCUGCGGGUGCGCCCGCACCGCCGCGACGGGCGCCUCGUGCUGGAGGCCGUGGCCGUGAAGCCCCAGGUGUAUCUCCACGCCCAGCGCCAGGACGGCCGCCUCAAGCUCUGCUUCGUGGACUGCUCCUCUGCCUCGGACUCUGUUGGCGAACAUGAGAAGCAGAGCAUGGUGCAACCACAGCAUGAACACCAGGAGCAGAGCAUGGUGCAAGAGCCACGUCAUGACGAGGAGGACGAAGAGGAAGAGGAGGAGGAGGACGAGGUGGAGGUGGUGGACAGGGGCACGGUGGUGGAGGUGGUGGCGGCGUCCGGCAAGGCGCAGCGGUGCUCCAGGAUCGUCAUCAACAAGUUCGUGGGCGGUGCGCCAGCCGCUAGCAGCGACGACACGUCCCCGUCGCGCUGCUUUGGAGGUGGUGCCGAGGACGAGGCCGCUCCGCCAGUGACGCCGGGGAUGCGCCGGGUGCCGUCGUCCACAACGGCGCUGGCGGCCGCGGUGGCCGCGGCGUCCACGGGCAUGCAGUCCGACGAGGAGGACGAGGACGAGGUCGACGAGGAGGAGAAGGAGAGCGCGGCGCUGCUGUUCACGUCGCGGGUGGGGGACAGGGAGGAGCUGGUGCAGAGCGUGCGGCGGUGCCGGCAGCUCCGCCAGAGGCCGCUCUUCAUCGUGGAGCCAUACUCCAUCAUCGCCACCUGAUCAUUGAUCCAAAUAAGAGGAUUAUCAUACGUACCAUUGCUAGUAAUUAAUCAACUGAUCAACAACUAAGAUUUUCAGUCAUCGUGCCUAGUUGUUGCUAAGAUCGUCCAUCGAUCGAUUGAUCAGUUUGUAAUGUACCUUGUUCUUGUCCAAUCAAAUUGGGUAUCAAUC